CAGCAGCAUGCUUAAGCUGCAGUCGACACUGGAAGAGGUUCCGGAGAAGCCUGAAACCGGACCGGACGAAGCAGACCCCCCGAAGUCGACCGAGGAGAGCCAGCUGGACGCAAUCAUAAUUGAGAUCGGCCAGUUCGGUCGCUUCCAAAUUUUCAACUACCUGCUACUCUGUCUGCCCAUCAUCUGCAACGCCUUCUAUUCCAUUUCCUACGUGUUCACUGCCAGCGAUGUGCUCCACAGAUGCAACAUUAUUCAGUGCGAUAGCUUGGACACCAGUUAUGAGGCUCCCUUCCUCAACUUCACCACUCCCCAACGCCACGGCAUCUGGGAUGAAUGCGAGCACUACGCUAUGAGAUCGGAUCAGGUUGGAUCAGCUUGUAGAGCCAGCAGCUUCCAUGUGGGUCAACGGGUCAACUGCGAAGCGGGCUUCAAGCUGAAAAACGAUGAAAAAACUAUUGCCAGUGAGUUUGGAAUAUUCUGCGGUGAUCAAUGGAAGCUUUCUAUGGUGGGAACAGUCAACAACAUUGGACAGUUUAUUGGCAUACCUCUAGGCGGUUACUUGGCUGAUCGAUAUGGGCGGAAAUUCAUAUUGGUCAUCGCUGGAAUCCUUAGCGGCUUCGCAGGACUGGCCCGCUCUUAUGCGCCUGAUUACUAUAGCUUCUUGAGCCUGGAAUUUCUGGAUAUGGCCGUAGGCAGUACCCUCUUCCCCACAGCUUUCCUUCUGGCUGUGGAGCUGGUUGGCCCAAAACACCGCGUGGUGGCCGCCACCGUGGUCAGCCUGACCUAUGGCCUGGCAGAGGCCUUUAUGGGCUAUCUGGCCAACUAUUUGCGCGACUGGCGUAGCUUUCUAAGAAUGCUCUACACUCCCGCACUGCUGCACCUGACCUUUAUCUAUCUGUUGCCGGAGAGCGUGCGGUGGCUGCUAAGCCAGUCAAAGGAGAUGGAAGCCAAGUCCACGUUGCGGAGGGUGGCUCAGGUUAACCGGAAGGUUCUGCCAGAGUCCCAGCUUAAUGAUCUGAUUCGCUCAAACCGCCAAUUGGUUGCCCAGUCUGCCGCAGCCGGGGGCCACUACAGCAUCCGCCAGAUCUUCAAGGCACUGGGCUCUCGGACAGCACUGUGCUGUUUUGUGUGGUUCACCCAUACCCUCAUCGCCCUGGGCCUGAGCCUACAUUCCGCCCAGCUAAGUGGGAACAAGUUCGAAAACUUCAGCAUGACGGGGUUCAUGCAGCUGCCGGGCAUUCUGAUGGCCACCACUCUCAUGAACUGGAUAGGACGCCGCUGGGCGCUCAGCUCCUGCCAAUUUACUUGUGCAGCCCUACUCCUGGCAGUGGCUGCCACGGAUGGCGGAUACCCUCUGACGUCUUCGAUUCUUUACUAUCUGGCAAAAAUGGUGUCCACGGGAAGCUUCAUGAUCCUCUACUUUUUCACCUCCGAGAUCUUUCCCACAAACUGUAGGAACAGCAUGCUCUCCUUCUGCUCCAGUGUCGGUCGCUUUGGCUCUAUGCUGGCACCCCAAACCACUCUUCUGAUUGUUUACUAUCGGUAUGCACCUCAUUUGCUGUUUGCCCUAUUCGGGUUCACCUGUUCGGGUCUGGCAUUGUUCUUCCCGGAGACAACCAAAAAGGUGCUGCCCACCACGCUGGCAGAAGCACGAGCUCUGGACAAGAGUAUACCUAAGGAAAAAGUAUCUAAAAGUGCUGCCUAACCAAAAUUGAGGCAUUAUCGCGACACAAGUAUCGGAGCGAUCGGAGACACAGGAGCGUGUGAUUUUUGAUGACCAACGAACUUGCAAGUCAAGAUUGGGCAAUAAACAAUUUUGAAAUUUAAGAAGUCAGUGGACACUUAGAUGGUAAUCUUAGUUUUGGUGAAAUAUAUAUUACCGUUGGAAUUGUA
Messenger RNA from Drosophila eugracilis, 1893 nucleotides. Its product is annotated as solute carrier family 22 member 3-like. Gene Ontology annotation, biological process: transmembrane transport. Gene Ontology annotation, molecular function: transmembrane transporter activity. The coding region runs from base 8 to 1705 and encodes 565 amino acids. Gene Ontology annotation, cellular component: membrane. NCBI's taxonomy places the organism in Eukaryota, Metazoa, Arthropoda, Insecta, Diptera, Drosophilidae. The record is from RefSeq and is a predicted model, not a curated record. The transcript is spliced from 6 exons.